UGACAAAAAAAUUAUAUAAAAAAACCACGACAUUUCCUCUCUCUAGGGUUCUUCUUCCUCUCUCUCUCUCUCCCCGCUCCACUCCCAAACCCUCGUCGCCAUGGAUCCCGAUCUGAAAGCACCCAUCUCCACGGGCACCACCAUCAUUGGCGUCACCUACAAUGGCGGCGUCGUCCUCGGGGCCGACUCCCGAACCAGCACAGGGAUGUAUGUCGCUAAUAGGGCUUCGGAUAAGAUCACGCAGCUCACUGAUAAUGUCUACGUUUGCCGCUCUGGAUCGGCUGCUGAUUCCCAAGUUGUUUCGGAUUACGUUCGUUACUUCCUUAACCAACAUACAAUUCAACUAGGACAACCUGCCACUGUCAAAGUUGCAGCCAACUUAAUUAGGUUGCUAUCUUACCAAAACAAGAAUAUGCUCGAAACUGGCCUGAUUGUUGGUGGAUGGGACAAGUAUGAAGGAGGUCAAAUAUACUCUGUGCCCCUUGGUGGAACAAUUGUGAGGCAGCCUUUUGCCAUUGGAGGAUCUGGUUCCAGCUACUUGUAUGGUUUCUUUGAUCAAGCAUGGAAGGAAGGGAUGAGCAAAGAUGAAGCUGAGGAGUUAGUGGUGAAAGCAGUCUCUCUUGCCAUAGCUCGCGAUGGCGCUAGCGGAGGUGUUGUCCGUACAGUUAUUAUUAACGAAUCUGGCAUUACGAGGAACUGCUACACGGGCGAUUCAUUGCCGCUUUGGCACGAAGAGCUCGAGCCGCACAACUCGUUGCUCGAUUUACUUUCUUCAAGCAGUCCUGAGCCAAUGAGCUCAUAAGAGCAGCAAACUUUAUCUUUCGUCGAACACACACUGUUUCUUUUCCGCUGCUUGUGAAAUUUGUGGAACAAAAGCCUUUUAUUUGAUGAUGAUAUGCAGUGAUACUUGUAACAGGUGAUGAAGUGUAUGUGGUUUCUUUUUUGAUGCAAUGCAUGUUUAGUUGAAAUGCCAUUUCCUGUGGGGCAUCUUA
This is a messenger RNA of Ananas comosus (pineapple), 992 nucleotides long. RefSeq names its product proteasome subunit beta type-6. Gene Ontology annotation, molecular function: threonine-type endopeptidase activity. The record is from RefSeq and is a predicted model, not a curated record. The transcript is spliced from 8 exons. The coding region runs from base 101 to 802 and encodes 233 amino acids. Gene Ontology annotation, cellular component: proteasome core complex. NCBI's taxonomy places the organism in Eukaryota, Viridiplantae, Streptophyta, Magnoliopsida, Poales, Bromeliaceae.